Messenger RNA from Cervus elaphus (red deer), 7798 nucleotides. Its product is annotated as sterile alpha motif domain-containing protein 9-like. The transcript is spliced from 3 exons. Gene Ontology annotation, cellular component: cytoplasm. NCBI's taxonomy places the organism in Eukaryota, Metazoa, Chordata, Mammalia, Artiodactyla, Cervidae. Bases 637 to 5382 code for a protein of 1581 amino acids. Gene Ontology annotation, molecular function: protein binding. The record is from RefSeq and is a predicted model, not a curated record.
CAGAUUUUAACAUUUUAAUUCUAACCACACACACCAGCAGGGUGGAUGAGUAAUGGCUUACCGAAGGACUCCUUUCAGAGAGAGAAAAAAGUCACUUCAGCAAAUGCAGAUCUGGGAAAACGAAACUGAAAUCAAAUCUGCAGACUUCCUUCUCCCCACCUUCACCAGUUUCAGCACACCCAUACUGAAAAACACUCUGCCAUUUCUGAGCCAAUUAGAGCUCAGACUGAAGUGGAAGCAGAGGAGAAAAGUGCAUAAAAACCUGACUGAAAAAAAAAAAAGUGUUUUUCUCUAACCUAAAAGAAAGAAGAAAACACAGACAUUUGAAUGCCUCCUACACUGAAAUACAUGAUUUUCCUGUAGUUUAUGUAGAAGAACUUUGCAAGAAAAAUCUGGUGUUAUUUCCUUCAUGCCCUGCUGCUUCGAGAUACAAACUAUUUUUUAAGAAACUUGGUAUUGAUGCAAUGGUGGAGUAGAAGGACCCUAAGCUCACCUCCUGAAUGCACCCAAAUCACUAUCUGAAGAAUUAUCUGCAGAACAACCGUCAUUGAAACACACUGAAACCUACUAGAAAAGAUCCUCUACAACUAAAGACAUAACAACAACUAAAGCCCAUCCCCCCCCCCAGGUAUCAGAAUGGCAGCACAACUUAACUUACCAGAAAAUACAGAUGACUGGACAAAAGAGGAUGUAAAUCAGUGGUUAGAAAGUCAUAAAAUUGAACAAAAACACAGAGCAAUUUUGACUGCACAAGAUGUGAAUGGUAGAAAUUUGAAGUACUUAACUAAAGAUCACCUUGUUGCUAUGGGCAUAACAUUUGGACCAGCUAUCCAAAUAGAGCAUCUCUUCAAAGAGUUGCUGGAGACAUCCUCUGGAGAUCCUUUCCAGACAUGUAAGAGUGGAAAAGGCAGUAAAAGUGUUCCUAAAACACAUGAGAAAGAUGGAGAGACUUCAAAACAAAAGAAUAAAAAGAAAUCAGAUAAGGUUAAUGACUCUACAGUGAGUACAGUUACUAAAGGUUCUAAGUCACUGAAAAAUGAGUUCAUGGAAGAUGAAAUAGAUGACACAAAGAAAAAGCAGCCAUCCACAGAGCCGACAUGCGUGUCAUACCCUUUUGAUGAAUUCAGUGAUCCAUAUCGUUACAAAUUGAAUUUUAAACUGCAGCCUGAAACAGGACCACUCAAUCUCAUUGAUCCAAUACAUGAAUUCAAAGCCUUCACAAACACAGAAACAGCCACAGAAGAGGAUGCUAAAAUGAAAUUUAGCAAUGAGGUUUUCCGAUUUGCUUCUGCUUGUAUGAACUCACGUACCAACGGCACCAUUCAUUUUGGAGUCAAGGACAAACCUCAUGGAACAAUUGUUGGCGUGGAAUUUACCACCAUCACCAAGGAAGCUCUCAUUGACCACUUCAAUCUGAUGAUCCACCAAUAUUUUGAAGACCAUCAGGUCCAAAAAGCAAAGAACUGCAUUCGAGAGCCAAGAUUUGUAGAAGUUUUACUGCCAAAUAGUUCUCUAUCUGACAGAUUUGUUAUUGAAGUGGAUGUUGUUCCAAAAUAUUCUGAAUGUGAAGUUGAUUAUUUCCAGAUUAAAAUGCAAAAUUACAGCAACACAAUAUGGAAACAAAGUCCAAAAUUCUCAGUCUUUGUGCGAGAUGGGGCCAGUUCUAAGGACAUCAUGAAAAGUAAUGCAGAUUUCAAAGCAUUUAAAUUAGAUUUGAAAAAACUGGCGGAAUCUAGGAAAGAGGCAGAAGAGAAAUGCAGAGUAAAAAUAACUAAAAAAGAGAGCGAGGGGCCAAAGCUUGUUAAAUUGUUGACUGGAAAUAAGGAUUUGUUAGAUAAUUCAUACUACGACUGGUACAUUCUUGUAAUAAACAAAUGCCAUCCUACACAAACCAAACACUUAGAUUUCCUAAAGGAAAUUAAAUGGUUUGCUGUGUUGGAGUUUGAUCCUGAAUCUGUGAGCAAGGGUGUGGCCAAAGCAUAUAAAGAAACCCGAGUAGCAAAUCUUCACUUCCCAAGUUUGUAUGUGGAGGGGAAAACCACAAAUGAGAAGAUUGCUAGUCUGAAUCUUUAUCAACAACUCAGCUGGAUUUUCUGCAAUGGCCGGUUAGAUCUUGACAGUGAAAAGUAUAAACCCUUAGAUGCAAGUUCCUGGCAAAGAGAAAAAGCGUCUGAAGUCAGGAAACUGAUAUCAUUUCUUACCCAAGAAGACAUAAUGCCAAGAGGGAAGUUUUUGGUGGUAUUUCUAUUACUCUCCUCCGUUGAUGACCCAAGAGACCCCCUCAUUGAGACCUUCUGUGCUUUCUACCAAGAUCUCAAAGGAAUGGAAAAUAUAUUGUGUAUUUGUGUAAAUUCACGCAUAUGUCAGGGAUGGAAAGAUCUACUUGAAGCAAGAUUAACAACACAGCAAGAUGAAUUAUCAAACCAAUGUAUUUCUUCUUUAAGUCUUGAAGAGAUAAAUGGAACUAUUCUUAAGCUAAAAUCUGUGACUCAAUCUUCCAAGAGAUUUUUACCAUCUGUUGGUUCAUCUACUGUCCUUCUGAAAAAAGAAGAAGAUAUCAUGACUGCUCUGGAAAUUCUCUGUGAAAAUGAAUGUGAAGAUACAAUCUUAGAGAAGGACAAAAAAAAAUUACUUGAAUUCAAAGCAUUGAAAGAGGAAGAUUUUUAUCGAGGUGGCAAAGUAACAUGGUGGAAUUUCUACUUUUCUUCUGAAAACUAUUCUUCCCCUUUUGUGAAAAGGGAUAAAUAUGAAAAACUUGAAGAAAUGAUUCAAAGAGGGGCAGAUUCUUCUAAGUCGACGUGUGUCAAAAUUAUUCAUCUGUAUCAUCAUCCGGGCUGUGGUGGGACUACGUUGGCCAUGCACAUUCUCUGGGAACUAAGGAAGAAAUUCAGAUGUGCUGUACUGAAAAACAAGACAGUGGAUUUUUCUGAAAUUGGAGAACAAGUGACUAAUUUAAUAACCUACGGGACAACAAAUAAUCAGGAAUACUUACCUAUAUUGCUGCUUGUCGAUGACUUUGAAGAACAGGAUAAUGUCUAUCUCCUGCAGGCUUCUAUUCACACAGCUGUAGCUAAUAGGUUUAUUCGAUAUGAGACACCUCUAGUGAUCAUCCUAAAUUGCAGGAGAUCACAGAAUCCUGAAAAAAGUGCAAAGAUCUCAGACAGUAUUGCCCUAAUACAACAACUGUCUCCCAAGGAACAGAGAGCUUUUGAGCUUAAAUUGAAAGAAAUUGAAGACCAGCAUAAAAACUUUCAAGAUUUUUAUUCCUUCAUGAUUAUGAAAACCAACUUUAAUAAAAAGUACAUAGAAGAUGUGGUCAGGAAUAUCCUGAAAGAACAAAAUAUUUCCACCAAGGAAGCAAAGCUUUUUUCCUUUCUGGCCCUUCUUAACUCAUACGUGCCAGAUACCACCAUUUCAUUAUCACAGUGUGAAAAGUUCCUAGGAAUCACAAACAAGAAAGCUUUCUGGGGAACAGAAAAAUUUGAAGACAAAAUGGGCACCUACUCUACAAUUCUAAUAAAAACAGAGGUGGUAGAAUGUGGUAACUACUGUGGAGUACGCAUUAUUCACCGUUUGAUUGCCAUUCGUUCAUUGGAAGAGUUGAAGAUAAGCUAUGACUUGGAUAAGAGUCAAAUUAUGCUGGAUAUGCUAACAGAAAAUUUGUUCUAUGAUACUGGAAUAGGAAGAAGCAAAUUUUUAGAAGAUGUGCAAACAUUGCUGCUCACAAGACAGCGCAAUGAAAAUGAAGGUGAAUUAGGAACUUGGUUUUCCCCGUUCAUUGAAGCAUUACAUAGAGAUGAAGGGAAUGUGGCAGUUAAAACUGUAUUACUUGAAGGCAUUCGUCGGUUCAACCCAAAUGCAUUCAUUUGCCAAGCCUUGGCAAGACAUUUCUACAUUAAAGAGAAGGACUUUCACAGUGCUCUACAAUGGGCAAAGCAAGCAAAAAAGAUAGAACCUGACAAUUCUUAUAUCUCAGAUACACUGGGUCAAGUCUUCAAAAGUAAAAUAAGAUGGUGGAUAGAAGAUAAUGAAAGAAACAGGAGCAUUUCUGUUGAAGAGCUAUCUGAGCUUUUGGAUUUAGCAGUACAUGCCUCAAAUGCAUUCAAGGAAUCUCAACAGCAAAGUGAGGAUAGAGAGUAUGAAGUUAAGGAAAGGUUUUACCAGAAGUCAAAAAGGCGGUAUGAUACUUACAAUAUAGCUGGCUAUCAAGGGGAGAUAGAAGUUGGGCUCUACACAAUCCACAUUCUCCAGUUCAUUCCUUUUUUUGACAAUAAAAAUGAACUGUCUAAAAGAGAUAUGAUCAACUUUAUAUCAGGAAGUAAAGACAUUCCUGGAGACCCAAACAAUGAAUUUAAAUUAGUCCUCAAGAACUUUAUUUCUUACCUAACCAAUUUGAAAUUUUCUUUGAAAAAGUCCUUUGAUUUUUUUGAUGAAUACUUUGUCCUUCUAAAACCUAGGAACAAUAUUAAGCAAAAUGAAGAGGCCAAAACACGGAGAAAGGUGGCUGGGUAUUUUAAGAAGUAUGCAGAUAUAUUUGGCCCCUCAGAGGAAUUACAGAACACAGAUUUUGGCCCAAAGCUUAGUUUGCCACUUCAGGUAGAGCUGUAUCGGAGAAGACUGGAAGUUUUAAAAGCGGACAAGUUUUCUGGACUCUUGGAAUAUCUUAUCAAAUCUCAAGAAGAUGCCAUACACACCAUGGAAGAUAUAAUGAACAAAUAUACUUUUCUCUUUGAACAAUGCGCUGUCAGAAUCCCGCCAAAGGAAAAGCAAAAUUUCAUCCUGGCCAACAUCAUUCUCUACUGUAUUAAACCAACCUCCAAAAUAGUGAAGCCAAUUAAAAAACUGAAAGAACAGCUUCGAGAAGUCUUACAACAAGCAGGAAUGUCAUGUCGGUAUCCAGAACCUUAUUUCCUAGCUUCCCUCUUAUUCUGGCCAGAAAACCAACAACUAGAUCAAGAUUCUAGACUAAUGGAAAAGUAUGCUCGGUCACUGGAAAAUUCUUUUCGGGGACAAUAUAAGCAUAUGUAUCGUAUAAAGCAACCAAUUGCUUAUUUCUUUCUUGGGAAAGGUAACAAUAUGAACAGACUUGUUCACAAAGGAAAAAUUGAUCAAUGUUUUGAAAAGACAGCUGAUAUUAAUUCCUUGUGGCAGAGUGGAGAUGUAUGGAAGGAGAAAAAAGUCCAAGAGCUUUUGCUUCGGUUAAAGGGACGAGCUGAAAAUAAUUGUUUAUACAUAGAAUAUGGAAUCAAGGAAAAAAUCACAAUACCCAUCACACCUGCUUUUCUGGGUCAACUCAGAAGUGGCAGAAGCAUAGAAAAAAUAUCUUUUUACCUGGGAUUUUCCAUUGGAGGACCACUUGCUUAUGACAUUGAGAUUAUUUAAGAGUUUGGCCUUCUCCCUCCAGGAAUAUGGACAAAAUGCCACUUAAUUUUUGAGACCCAAGAAGUAUACUUUUUUUUUUUUUUUUGGAGGAUAAUUGCUUUUCAGUGUUGUGGUGGUCUCUUCUGUGAAUCAGCCAUAAUUAUCCCUUCCCUUUUUAGUCUCGCUCUUCCCCACUCCCCACCCAUUUUACCCACCUAGGUGAUCACAGAGCACCAAACUGGACUCUGUGUGUUACACAGCAGUUCCCCGCUGGUUUACUGUUUUACACAUGAUAGUGUAUAUAUGUCAUUGCUACUUUCUCAAUUUGUCCUACCCUCUCCUUCUCCCACCAUACUUUAAAUUGGCAAAUUUAUAGAUACAGCCUCUAUUUUUUUGGCCCUGUGAAUACAGUAUUUAUAUUUCCUUGUAAGCAUGUUGUAAGUCCCACAUCGAUUGUGAUGAGAAAGCAAGGAAUGAGAGAUGUGAAAACUAUCUCCUAUCUUCCUUGGCUUGGACAACACCACUGAGGGCAGAAUAAGAAGGAGCCGGAUGGAACUGGGCUUCCCAGGUGGCUCAGUGGUAAAGAAUCUGCCUGCCAAGCAAGGGACACAAGAGACAUGCAUUCAGUCCCUGGGUCAGGAAGAUCCCCUGGAGAAAGAAAUGGCAACCCACUCUAAUAUUCUUGCCUGGGAAAUCCCAUGGACAGAGGAACCUGGCAUGCUACAUUCCAUGGGGUCGCAGAAGAGUAGGACACGACUUAGUGACUAAACAACAACAACAUGGAAGGAAUGAGAAGCAGUGAAUGUAAUCAUUCAGCUGCACAGAAACCCACCAUUCCCUCAAUUAACCAACCAAGGCAUGGAUUGAGGAAGAUUGUCUACUUUCUUCUUAAAUGUGAAAAUUUUCACAUAACCAAAAGACAAUGGUUAUGGUACCAAGACAUUAUAAUAUCUGCAAAACUAUUUCACAAAAAAGGUGAAAACCUCUCAACAAUAACAUUUAAUCUUACCAGGAAGACUGGAAAGGUACUCUGUACUUGGCACUGAAGGAUCUUUCAGAGCAGAGGACCAACCAGUUCUCUGAAGGUCAUAGCCAUAGAAGUAUGCAGAUCUUACCAAAGUAGGUUGGAGAAGCAGGCUUCCUUUUCAUGAAGUAGGUGACAAUUGAGCAGAAGUGAAUUUUGUUUCUAUAGCUAAGAAGCUCAUAGGCUUCCAAACAAACAAAAAUACAGCAAAAUUCCAAAGCUAAGGAAUAAAAAGGACUCUUGUGAAAAGAUUAAUGAGUCCCCAAUCCAGGGGAUCCCAUUGUUCUAGCAAGUAUACAUAUAACCAAUGCACAACCAAUGAUAGGUCAUCAAAAUGUCAUUUUCCCUAAUAGAAUUAUGGAUCUGGGAAAUCGUCAGUGGUUACUAAAACUGAUUUUUUUUAGAAAGCUGAUAAAGAACUAUAAUAGAUGAGUCAAACUGUCCUAAAUGCUGAUCAAUAUUAACGUUGCUGAGAGAGGCCCAGACAUUACUGUCCUGGAAGCGCUAUAGGAGUGCACACUAGAACCCUGAGACAGUCUCACUAAUUAAAUGAACCUGAAUCUAAUCAAACCUCUGGAUCUUACUUCCAAUAUAAAGGAAAUACAGACAUUGGAUAUGUUUCUAAGUAAUUCUGUGUAUGGGAUACGGAGAUGGAUAAAAGAGAGUAGAUGGACAUUAUAGCUGCAACAAGAUUGAACCAGAGUUAACAACUGCUAUGUUAUGAGGACAUGAGAGGUCAUCAGACUCUGCUCUUCUCUUUGGACUGUGCUUUUGAAGUUUUCUGUUAUAAAAUAUUUGUAAAACCAACAAGAAAUGCUGUUUGUUUUUGCCUUAACAGUCCCAUUCAAUUUUUUUCACUGGAGGAGGUUUUUCCUUUGCUCCUGCAUGAAAUUUCAGCUUCAUAACUUAUUGGCUCACUCUUGGCAUAAAAUAAUCCUCUGUUCAAACACAGUCUCAAUUUACAGAUGAGAAGGUCAAGUCACAAUAAUUUCUCUGGGGCCACUUCCCAUACUGUUCCAAGUUUUGUUCUACUCUACAGAGAAUAGUCUCUGUUGGAGUCCUCUCACCUUCCCAGGUGUUCCUUUUGAACUCAGACCAGCUUAGGCAGGUACGUGAGAAGCACUUACGGAUGUUUGUUCUACCAUUGGUUCAGAGUGCAUCUAACGUCCAGUCUUGAGAACAACAUGCCCCAUAUAGCCAAGAGGAUGCAUCAAGCAUGCCACAUGGUCCUCUUGAAGCCUCCUCCCCACCUCCCAGGCUCAGGAUGAGAGUCUCAUGGUGCUUGGGAGAAUUUUCACCAAAAGAGCCUGUUGAUAAACCCUCUCUUCCUCAAUGCCAGCAGUGGACAAGCUACAGCUUGUGGGCCAAAUCCAGCCUGUCAUUUACUUUUAAAUAAAGUUUUAUUGGAACACA